CAUUUCCGAAUCUCAUAACUAAAGGCCGUGAUCUUCUCUGUACUUGUACUGAUCUCUGUGUCCCUUUCACUGCCCUUUUGGAUCUUUUUUUUGCGUUUGUCCAUCAGAUGUAACAGCAGAUUCCUCUACUUUUUUUUUCCUUUUAAAUAAAUAGUAUUUUCUUUGAAACAUUCUUUCUGUAUAAACUUAUAUAUUCAAUAUUUGUGUUCUUUUUUUUUUUUAUAUAUAUUCUUGGUUUUCUAAAGAAAUUAAACAAAAGGGUCACGGUUUCUUUAAUAUUUGUUUAUUAUUUUUUAUUGGGUUGUUAGUUGUCAUGACUUUGAUUUGUUUCCUUUUGCUAGAAGUGAAUUGAGGCUUUUCUUGAUUCUUCCUAUUAAUGCAUGAUCAUCGCCACCAUCGUCUCUUCCUCUUCUUCUUGGCUCUUUUUUCUCUUUUGCUUUCUGGGUUUUCUUCAGAAUUUUGAUUUAAUUCUUAUGUUUUGAACGAAUUUGGAUUUAGAAAACAAAGAUUGUUUGUUGAGGAUUUCAAGUGCCUGGGAUUCAAAUCUCUAAGAUUUUUAUAUGUAAUGGGAAGAUUCAUAUGAAAAUGAUUUCUAUCAUUGGAAGGGUUUGUGGUAAUUAUUCUGAUUCAACUAAGAAUGUUACCGAUGAGAGAAUUUUGAUUCUAUAAUUUCCUGAACCUUAAUGGACUUGCUUCCUAGUUGUAAGCAUCAAAGAUACUUUGGAAGGAAUUUGAAUUCUGCAACAUGCAAAUGUCUUGUUUUGGUUGUUACUUUACUCUUUCUCAGAGCUAUACUGUUGCCUUCUUUCUCUGGUUAUGGUAGAAUUGGUCAAAACAGCCAUGAUUCGAUUCAUAGCGGUUCUUUGUCAUUAGAAUCCGAUUAUGUAAUUCGAAAGGAAAAGUUUUUGGAGGUUCCUCAGAUAGUCUGGGGAUUAAAUAAUCAAAAGAUAGCAUUUGCAAGAGCUUGUCUCACUGCUAGGUUGCUGAACCGAACUCUUUUAAUGCCUAGCUUAAGUGCUUCGCUGAUCUACAAGGAACUAGACCGAUUGCAGCCUAUUUCCUUUGAUAAAGUGUUUCAAUUUGAGAGGUUUAAUUCACUCUGUAAUGGGUUUGUGCAGUUGGGUGACUAUUCAGAUCUUAGUAACAAAACAACAGUGUAUGAGCUUCAAAAGGGAAGUGGAAGGAAAUGGACAGUAGAGAGAGAUUUCGAUCAAUUGAAACAAUUUAGCAAGAACCCAUAUGAUGGAUAUGAGGUAAUUCGAAUAGUUGGGAAAAAUCCAUUUCUUUGGCAUGAUCAUUGGCCAGUUAAGGACUAUGCUCGAGUCUUUGAAUGCUUGGUUUUGGUUGAAGAGAUAUCGGAAGAAGCAUCUAAAGUUGUGUCAAAGAUAAGAGAAAUAGGAAGAGAAAUGAGAAGAAAUGUUGAUUCUACUCAAAGUGGUUUCGAGUCAGAUGAUUCUCCAUCAAUGCCAGUGCCAUAUGUAGCUGUUCAUAUGAGAAUAGAGAUAGAUUGGAUGAUACAUUGUAAAAACUUAGAACAAAGAUCAAGGAUAAGCCAAAUUUGUAGUAGCAAGCAGGAGAUUAUGGAGCGAGUAGGGAAAAUUGCAGGCUUGAAAAGUCCUAUUGUCGUUUAUCUUGCUGUUGCUGAUAGUCUUCUUGAAGAUCCUUCCAUACUAACUGGUUGGAAAGAUGGUUUGCAUCCAUUCGAGAAGAAAAAACUCGGUGUUGAUGGGAUUUACAAGAAGUACCCGUACCUCAUUCAGUCAGCCAUAGAUUACGAAGUGUGCUUAAGGGCUGAUGUAUUUGUUGGGAACAGUUUCUCUACAUUUUCAAGUCUCAUUGCUCUUGAGAGAACACAAAAGAUGAUUAGAAUGGGUGUCACAAGCUCUUGUGGACCGGAUGUGAGAUGGCCUUCUUAUGCAUAUAAUAUAUUAGGAGAAUCAACUGGAGGCCCUCAAAGAUGGAUGACAAAUAUGUCUGAUUCAAGUCUUAAAGCAAUCAGUUAUGGUACUAAUAUCAUCUCUUGCUAAAGAAUUUACGGCCUGUACAAUUUGGAAAAUUGAUGAAUUCUAAGAGGAUGAUUACUAUUAACUCAUUAUCAGCUUCUUUCUGAGGAAUUUAUGUUAUGAAGCCAUUGUAAUGUCCUAUCCCAAAAAUAUAGUUCUACAGCAAUUCUGGUACUGAGAAACACACACUCUUGAGUUAUCUUACGGGUGCGGAAUGGCUUCAUUCUAUAGUCUCUUGUUAUGUGGGGAACAAAGAAAGCUGAUAUUUGGUUCUCUUGUUGCUUUUAGUAUAAUUUGAUUAUGUCUAUUGAAUUUUGUCAAAGUUUUUGUCUGGCACGAUCUUUGAUUUCUACUUUC
This is a messenger RNA of Jatropha curcas, 2360 nucleotides long. Its product is annotated as O-fucosyltransferase family protein. Gene Ontology annotation, biological process: pollen-pistil interaction. NCBI's taxonomy places the organism in Eukaryota, Viridiplantae, Streptophyta, Magnoliopsida, Malpighiales, Euphorbiaceae. The record is from RefSeq and is a predicted model, not a curated record.